This is a messenger RNA of Fonsecaea erecta, 1377 nucleotides long. RefSeq lists its product as hypothetical. The transcript is spliced from 4 exons. The record is from RefSeq and is a predicted model, not a curated record. NCBI's taxonomy places the organism in Eukaryota, Fungi, Ascomycota, Eurotiomycetes, Chaetothyriales, Herpotrichiellaceae. Gene Ontology annotation, cellular component: membrane. Bases 1 to 1377 code for a protein of 458 amino acids. Gene Ontology annotation, biological process: arachidonate metabolic process.
AUGUUGUCACUCGACGGUGGUGGUGUGCGUGGUCUCUCUUCACUCCUGAUCUUGAGACACCUUCUGGUUCUGGUGACACAAGUGCUGGUCGAGAAUGGGAAGCGACCGGCUGGACAGAACACGGUCAGACCACAGGAUAUCUUUGACGUUGCCGUCGGUACCAGCACGGGCGGACUCAUCGUCCUCAUGAUGGUCAAGUUGGACAUGUCCCUGGACGAUUGUAUAGAACAGUAUAAAACGCUCUCGAGAGACAUUUUUUCAAAACAGCGCCCGUUAUUGAAGCGAGUUUUCGGUUCUGAUUUGUCAAAAUAUUCGGGCACGAGGCUCGAAACAGCUGUUGGGGAGUUAUUGAAGUCCAGCCAUCAACCGGUGAAUUUGGGGAUGCGGUCGGGCACUCAGCAGAAUGUCAUGAGAGGCACCGUCCUCUGCCGCGAGAUGCCACAGCUUCAGUCAGUUUUCUUUUGCACACAUGAAUGCCAGGGACCCUAUAAACAGCAUUUGCUGAAAUGCGAUCUCAAAGUCCGGCAUGCUGCACGAGCAACUUCUGCAGCUCCGUCGUAUUUCGAAGAGAUGAUCAUCGAAGAGAGAGCAUUUGUGGACGGUGGUUACGGCAGAACCAAUAACCCGUCAUGGGACAGUCGAAUCCACUACGAAACGAACCACGAGGUAGCCACCGAUAGACAGCUCGUCAUGAUCAACAUUGGAACCGGGACACUCCCGCAGGAUGCUGAUGUCCCGCGGUUGCAGAAGCAUCCAUGGUGGACCAGACUCCUGCCAAGGAGCCUAGUCAAGAUGUCUGAUCUUCUGGCAGAUCUUGUGAACAUGGCAACAGAAUCUGAGGACGUAGCAAAGCGUUUGGAAUAUCUGUCCGAGGACAAUCCCGAGCGACUUUUCUACAAGCGAUUUAGCGCCAACACUGGCAUCCACGACAUCAAAUUGGACGACUGGCAGGCUGUGGUAGGUGCCAACGGUUCCAGUGUCAUCGAGAAGAGGACGGAAGCUUAUCUCAAAGACCGGGCCGUCCUCGACAAGAUGAAAACAGCAGCGGUAAAGCUGGCGGAAGUCUAUGCCCAACGUCAAGAGCACGCAGACUUAUCCUUGGUCAAUGAUGUGAACGGCCGGGAAGACAUUGACCUCUCUGUCUUGGUGCCCGUCGAGCCAAAUGCCGCUCAAACAUUACCAGUACCAAGCCUGGUGACAGGGUCGGAAACAACGCAGUCCCCUGCUCCCUCUCCACCACGAACUCCAGAUGUACAAGCCGGCUGGCGCUCAACAGUACCGCCAGUGGACACCGCUCAGGGCAAGGAAAUCUUACAAGGUGAAGGGGACCAGUUUGAAGAAACGGUGCUCCCCAGAUGUAUAGUUGGAAUAAUUUAA